CUGAAAUGCCGGUCAGAAACGGAAGCUUCAAAAGAGAAGUAAACAAUCAUUUCAUGUUUCAUUUUCAUAAACCACCCACUAUUAACAAAUGUAUAAACUGCUACCUUCUAAUUUUUAUAGAAAUUGCCGUUUCAUUUUUUGUUGUCUUUUGUGUGGUCUGUACAAUCGCCGAGCCGCCUGUGAUCGCGGUAGACUAGAACGACGAGUAAGCGAGGCCCGACCGGCGGAUGAAGUGGAUCACCGGAGCGCGACGAAAAGUAAUUUGUACAAAAAACAGAAUUCAGUUCAUUGCGAAUGCCGUGUUGUUCGUGAUGUUUUGUCUGACCGCACAAUAUAUCGGUGGUCAUUGUUGCUAGACGUUUUUUAUAAAUGUAUGCCCUCUAAUGCGCCGGUAAUGUUCCGCGUGCUUCUGCUAAGACUUUCUGUUUUUUGAAAAGUUACUUGAUUAGUUGCUAAUUGCGCACCAUGCGCUUGUAGUGUUGUUUAUUUCUACAUGGUUUAUAUUUCACAUAAAAAGUGGCUUCGUUACACGACAUGGGAGUUUUUAAGUGGUUGCGCCGGGAGCGCGUGACGGUGAGCACGCACCGCUCGGGCAGCCCCGAGCCGCCGCCGCCGCCGCCCUCGCGCGACGACGUCGGCACCAUCCGCACCGACGAGUACAAGCGCGACCUCGCCGAGUUCCAGGCGCGCCGCGCCUCCGCCGAGUUCCAGGCGCGCCGCGCCUCCGCCCACCAGCUGCCCGACACGCCCGAGAAGCGCUGCGGCCGCCACUCCCUGCCCAUCUCCUGCACCGACUGCGCCGACCCCGACACCACCUUCAACUAUGAAAAGCAAUCCGCCGUCAAGUACAAAAAGAAAACUCAAAAGCGAGCGCGCAGCGCCAACCCGGAUGGCUCUGUCCCUAACAUACAAUUCCUCUUCCAAAAUCAGGUCUUCAUGCCCGGUACGUUAUCAUAUUCGGAACCUAAUAGGAGGCGACAUUCGCGCAGGGCACAGACACACAGGCAGGAAACCUUUACCCAAAAGCACAUAGAUUUUAAAGAGGACGAGCCUCAGGUUCAGUCGCCUCCUUUCUUCUAUAAGAAUAACUCGUUACCUUAUGACAUAAAAACCUUUCUAGACACUAAAAGCGAUGCCGAGGAAGUAGACGGGAUGAGAGCCACGGAGGAUAUUAACGUUUCUAGUCAUAGCUCUUCGGCGAGUACAGAGAGCCGCAGCAAAGACAAUCUUUGGGAGGUGAUGAGCGAGCUGAAGAACUUCGAUCGUUGGGCCGACGAGCAGCUGCAAGUUCAGUCUGCGAACCAGAGUAAAACCGACGACAGUAAGAGCGAGACAAGCACGUACGGGCUAUCCCUAGCCAGCGCGAGCAACCUAGACGUGAACGUGGACAAAGCGCGGGUCUGGAGCCUCGGCAAGUGGGGAGUGGUGCCCGUGCAGAUUAAGACGCUGCCCGUCUCUGUCGAGCACGCUAGGAAGAAACGGAACACAGAGAUUAACAUAUUGAGAAAAUGUCGCCACCCCAACAUAAUCCUAUUGAUGGGACUAUAUCCUGAUGUCCAUAACAACGUGAAUAUAAUCUGCGAACGAUGUGUGGAUACCCUACACGACAUACUCCACGAUGGACAGGGCCGAAUCCUCAGCGCUCAGACUUCAGUCCAAUACGCGUUGGACAUCGCAAACGCGCUGGUCUUCCUUCGCAUGCAAGGGUACCUCCACACGGCUCUCAGCAGCAAAAGCAUCAUGAUCACACGGCAAGACUCCGCCAAGCUGGCAGACUUGGGGCCUUGUAUGAAGCUCCCUAAGGAAAGUAAGAAGGACAAAAUCGGAUACGACAUGUAUUCGCCAGAACCGCAGUACGUCAAUAUUGAGGAAACCAGUCACAACAACCAAGAAAGCGAGCCUCUAAUAUCCCAGCACGCAUCCGAAACGUACAUGAGGGGAAACGCAGUUGCGAAGGCAUACAAAAUGUAUGAGGGAUCGGAAACGUAUCAUUGGCAUGCGCCGGAGCUGUUUGAGCCUGAUGAGGAAGGGAAUGUACAUCCUUGCAACAAGAGCGACGUGUAUUCCCUGUGUUUGAUACUGUGGGAGAGCUGUAAUGCUAAAAUUCCAUGGAACACACUAACCUACGAGAAGUUAAAGGAGCAGUACACACUGUGGAAAGCCGGCAUGCCGUUGCCGCAAGACGGGACGUAUCCGGGCAGCCUCCUGGCGUUGCUGCAAGACGGACUGAGACUUGAGCGAUCCGAGCGCGUAGACCUUGAGAAGUUGCAGAAUAUAUUGCAAACGGUCAAGAACGACAUUGACAAGAUGGACUACAUAGUUAUCCCCGCGCGCAUAUCAAAGAAGAAAUCCAACUUCAGUAGCGUCGCGUGGGACUCGUCUCCCACAGACUCUGAAUGCUUGAGUCCUGUUCAACGCAACAUCCAGCUUCAAGCCGACAUCCACAAUAAAGAUAGUUCUACUGACAGUGAAAAAGACUACAGCAAAAGCGAGAGUCCCGUUUACGAGAGCGUAGAAAAGAGGUCGUUUGCCACAUCUGAUGUGCCACAAAAAUGUUACAUAUCAGACGGCGAAGAGCGCCCCAUUCUUAAAUAUGAACAUCUACCAGAGAAAGAUUACUCCAGCGCCUGCUCCACUCCUAUAGCAAAGAUACGGGCGCGGAUGAAAGACAUCGGCACGCCCAACAAGUUACACAGGAGCGACUCCACAGAAUACUGUAGCAUCUACAGUCCCAAUAACCGUACACGCAACUUUACCAUCACAGACGACAGCGUCAAAGACCAAAGUGGCCUAGAGAGACCCGCGGCAAAACUGAGCAGAAGCUUCACCCCUAAAUCUUACAAACCACUCCACAUUAAAGUCCCUGAGUACAAUCUAGACUGUCUCAAGUCAUUACCGAAGGAUAAGGUCAGUGGGCGGUCGUCGUACAAUUUUGAUAUUAAAAAUUAUAGCUUGCCCACGACGCCUAUAGCACGUAGUAAUAAAUUAAGAAAAAAUGCCUGGUUGUCUGGAGAGUUGAGCGUCUGUGACAAGAAUGUUGAAGUUUUAAGACAAGCUAUUAGUAAAUUAUCUAAUAACAAAGCUAAUGAUACCAAAGAUCUAUCAGAAGUAGCCAAUAACCAUUCAGCUGAGAAUAUCAAUGUGACCCCAACUAAUCGUUCCUCGGAGAACGGUUCCAAGGAGCAGUCUCCUGAAGCUGAUACUGACAGUUAUAUGGGACUUAAGAGAGUUGACCUCCCAGAAUCACCCAUAACUCCAGACACAAAUAGAGACCAUACCAAUUCUUGGUCGUACAAAACGCAAAACUCCGAAGCAACCAUCAAAGGAAGGUACAAAAUCGAAGAGGAUAUACUUGCCAACGUCAAUGUUAAACCGUUGGUCGCCAUACAUGAGAAGUGGAUCUUCGAAGCUAAUAGGAAAACAGGACGUUCUAUGUCUUUGCCAGAGAAUAAUCGAAAUCCGAUAGCCGCUCUCAAACCAGCCUCACACUGCGUAGACACAUUGCAGCAGUCAUUGCCACAGCUGAACUCCAAACGGCCCGGUUCCCGCUGUUUCAAAUCUUCAUCAGAAAACGAAGUUCAGUGGAGCCAAUUUUGCCAGGCACGAGACAACAUAGCCAAGAAGAUGAACUUUACUGCAAGAGACCCGGAUCGCCAUCAUAGCUGGCGAAAAGAUAUUGAUAAAAGUACAACAACCACUGAAGAAAUGCGGCGAAGCGAGCCCAUGAUAGACCGAGCCACCGACACGCACGGCAUCGAAGACUUCAUCCGAGAACUAAUACGCAAGGAGCUGCAACACAUCUUCAUAGAAAUGCAGGACGACGCCUCCACCGCCUCGGCCAAAACCGACGAAAUACUAGACAAAGGCGUCGCCAACAUCCUAGAACAUCUGAAAACAAAUGAAGAUGACACUAAAAAAGACUCUUUUAAGUCUUUUUCGAGGGUUAAAAUCAAUGGCAAUAACAAGCCGUUGCUUCAAAUAACGUUUAAUCGUUGCGGGGAGAAUAGUCUGCAGGUUUUGGACAACUGCGUGAACGUGACGAUUUGCGACAGCCCGCAGAAGGACAAGAACCAGUCGCUGGAGGAGGCCGUGGAUGAUGUCCAGGUGCACUCGCUGAAGAGGUGCCAGGCUUUCAACGCUUUACAGGAAGCCCGCAGCACCGAGGACCUGUACAUAGACGACGAGCUCUCAACCCAGAUGGGCGACUCCUUCGGCAGGAUGCGGCUGAUCCCGCUACACGGGUCACUGCACGAGAUCCUGUGCGAGAAGGCCGACGACUGCUGCCUCAUCAAGGUCAAGCAGGAGAACGGCUGCGACACCAUCUACUUCAGAUGUGACCACUCCGACACCGAGUCCAGAGACGCUAUCGAUGGCGUCCAAGACAUACCGCAAGACACCGUCGUCUUCAAACGGAGCAUCUCCCUCGUCGAGGAGAGGAUCCAGCGCAUCUUCCCCGGCGACCGGCGCAGCGCCGCCAGCCCCGUCGUGGCGCGCAAGCAACGCCGCGACGCCGUCAACAAGGCCCGACCCAAGUCAGAGGUACUCAUCCAGCAAGCGAAAGACGACAAAAAGUGCCUAAGCAACAGCAGCCCUUCGCUUCCCGUCAAAGAUGACGCCGUGGAACUCAACAUAGAGAACGUGUUAGCUUACCAGGACUCCUCGGAUGAGGAGUGCUUGAAGUGUCAAGCGGAUGACGAUUUUGAGUACCUCGAGCGAAAAAUCGAGGAGGAUUUAGCCAACAGUAACAUGAGCAACCUUUCUUCUUUGUGCGGUUGUUUGGAGAAGAUCUCUGAAGAGAAUCUGUCCGCGGUGAACGAGGACUCCACGGACAAGGAGUCUUCGCCAGACCCCGGGACAGACUCCUAAUAUACACAUAGGUACGAACAAAGGUCCGCCUUUACUAUUUUCGCCUGUCUACACAUUUGAAUACUGUGUUAGCACAUAAAUAAUACUGUAGAUAGUUAUUUGAAUCUCGAGAACGUUAAAUUAGACUGAUACUGACAAAAGCGUUGAUUCGCGCGUUCUUGAUUUUUUUGUUUAUUGACUAAAUAGAUUUAUCUACGCCUUGAAAGUUUUUUCAUGUAUAAAAUGUAUUUUACUUCUCGUGCCGCCGACUGCUGUGAAUGUCAUUCAUAGUUCAUAACAUUCAUAAUCUAGCAGAGAGAACUCAUUUACCAAAAGUACAAUGGCACAGUAUUUAUCUAACGUGGUACAAAAUACAAGUAAUUAUUUUACUUAAAUAAAAUAGAGUGCAAGUAACGUUAAUCAUAGCAUAAUAAUAUUUAUUAACACUAAUUAUGUCCUAAUAACUAAUUAUUGUUUUACGAUAAAAUUAUAAUUUCUAACUCUUUUCCAUUAUGAUGUCUGCAUAAAUAUUUUCAUUGAAGGUACGUGUUACAUGUUUGAAUGAAUAUAUUUAUUAUGGCAUGUUUCUCAGUUCUACGUAUACUUUUGAAAUAUUUAAAUCAAUAAUCAUUUAAUAAAUUAUACGUUUAUGUUUUCAAUUACCAAAUUGAUCGAGUAUCGGAUUCGAAUUAUUUUUAAAGUUUAUGCGUCGUCUGGUGAUCGUUAGGGUCGUUCAUCGCCAAAACUCUUUUAGGAUUAGUCAUAGUCCAUGUCGUAAACUCUUAUCAUUUCAUGAAUCGGGGGCAGACAUGAGUCAAAACUGGACUUCAAACGCUAGCAAGAAUUCAAUCGUUAAAACUUUUACAGUCAUUUCUUGUAAGUGCGUUUAGAUAUUUUUGUGACGCAGAAUGAUCUGGCCAGGCUGUAGAUGUGGUCCGCCGAUUUAUGAAAUUCCACACUGAUACUCGAUGCGACGAGAUCUUUUUCUUUUUGAGAACGACCCUCACAAUUGCCUACACGACUGCGAAGCGAAUAGGUCUUAGUCAUAUUUUCGAGCUCUAUGUUUUUGCCUGUGUUAUGAAAACAUACUGUUUUUACAUUUGCAUCUUCAGCUACGUCAGCAUUUUAUAGUAUAAGUUUAUUUUGAAUAGUUUUGUAAAGCAAGGCUAUGUGAUUUUUAGAUUAAGUGGCACGGUACAUUCCACUGUUGUGAUUUUUAGAUUAGUCUAAAGUUAACCUUUUGAAGGUACAUUUAUUUAGAUUUCAUUGUAUUUUACUUCCCUUUUUAACAGUGUUUCUCACUAAUUUUAGAUACUGCAUCUUAUGAAUCUACCAGUUUCUAUAGAGAUCUGAGAGGGCCAAAGGUUUUAUAUCUAUUCUUACUUAUUCUAUGUAUAUUGUUACACUACUAAGAAGUUUUAUCAUAGUUCUUAUAAUAGGUUGAUUUUACAAAAGUUUAGGAUACUUUAAAAGUUUCUAUUUUAUAUAAAUAAAUUGUUAAAAUAAUAAAAACGUGAGAUUUUA
This is a messenger RNA of Leguminivora glycinivorella, 6369 nucleotides long. RefSeq lists its product as uncharacterized. The record is from RefSeq and is a predicted model, not a curated record. NCBI's taxonomy places the organism in Eukaryota, Metazoa, Arthropoda, Insecta, Lepidoptera, Tortricidae. The transcript has 15 exons. The coding region runs from base 535 to 4866 and encodes 1443 amino acids. Gene Ontology annotation, molecular function: ATP binding; protein kinase activity. Gene Ontology annotation, biological process: protein phosphorylation.